CCGGAGUCGCCAUUUGCGCAUACACACCCUCUACAAUUUUACCGGGAUGCACGCGCUACCAAAGGAGGUCUUUGGGAUUGUGUACAUCAUCGACACUGCCCAACAGUUUUGGUCAGAAUUGGACGAUAUACUGAGACUACCGGAGGACUGCACCCUCUCCAGACUCGACGCCACCUUGCGGCGGUACGCGUCCUUCUGCGCGGCAUACCAUGAACAGUACCUGCAAAGCCCUAUGCAGCUCGAACAUGCAUGCGAUAAACUGCUAGCCUCGGAGCUAUUCGCUUUUCACAGCGAACGCCUGAGCGAGUUAUUGACCGGCGACGCGCAGACGAACACCGACCCACAUCUAGAGAUGAUCCUGUACAGCAUCAUGCUCUCAUGGGGUCGCCGGAAACCCGCUUUUCUGCGCUCACAGAAACGCUGGCAGCCACUUCUCCCUCUACUUAUGGACCACAUCCGGCUCGACGUCGACCCGGAAGUAGAGGACGGCUUCUACGGUGCAGGCACAGACUCAAACUCUGGUGCGGAACGCGCUAUUGAGGUGCCUAUCGAGGCGAAACUGAGAUCACUCUCGGUAAGGCUUCUAUAUGAAGUCUGUAGAGUGCAGAAGAUGUCAAUACCCGAUCUUCGAAUAUUCGACGACGAUUUCAUAGAUUACCUUUACGACCUCGUCGAACAGACACGCACAAUGCAGGACGAGUCUUUCAAUUAUUCAGUGAUCAAACUCCUUGUCGCACUGAACGAGCAAUUCAUGGUCGCGUCUCUGCAGCCUCAUACCCCGUUAUCGCAGGGCGGAUUGGCGCAACAGCAAGCGGAGUCGCGAAGUCCGGAACACGCGAACCGGGUGCUGCGCGUGCUCAUGCUCCGAGCUUCGACGAGCCCUACGUUCGGCGAGAACCUGAUCUUCAUGUUGAAUCGGGCCAACCGGACCGCGGAGGAUCUCUGCAUGCAGCUCCUCGUGUUGAAGCUGCUCUACCUGCUUUUCACGACGAAGGGCAUGGCGGAGUACUUCUACACCAACGACCUGUGUGUACUCGUGGAUGUAUUUCUUCGCGAGAUCGGCGAUAUCGACGAGGAGAACGAGUCGUUGCGACAUACAUACCUACGCGUCCUCCACCCACUCCUCACCAAGACGCAGCUGCGGAACAUGCCUUACAAACGCCCACAAAUCGUGCGCACGCUCGAGAACUUAGUCGAGAACGAGUCCAUUCGCGACAUCGAUCCCACCACGAAGCGCCUCGUCGAUCGCUGUCUAAGCGGCGAGUGGUGCGUCCAGUUCCGCAAGUCCGCAACUGCGAGGACAGCGGAGCAGCGCAAGUUUAGCAUGUGGGACGGGGACAUACAGCGCGGCGAUAGCCCAGGGCUGGACGCGGUUUCCGCCGCUCCAGCGCCUCACUCCGCGGGGCCGAUGUCUGGAGCGGGCGGCAUGAAGCCACAACUGGACCGGAUGGGCUCACUGCGCGGAAAGAACGGGAAGACAAGCCGCAGCGCGGAGCACCUCCCACUCCCCGCGGCCUCAUCCUCGUCCGCCCAGAAGCCACGCCCUAGCCAGCCAUCACAUCCACAUCCACACUCGCGCGCAGACGAGCCGCCAUACAAGGUGUCCGCGCGCGCGGUGUCAGUACACGCGGUCCGCCACGGCAGCGGGGACAGCGGCGGGAGCCUCCCACGCGUUGCGGCGGCGACGACGCACUCUAGCGCCGCCGCGGUGAAGCACCGCUUCCGUGCGGGCUCGUUCGACGUCGAGGGCACGACGAGCAGCUUCUCGUCCUUGUCGCUACAGCCGGAUCCGCUCGCCGCACACCACCUCCUCGACGACACGGCGCCGUACGUGGACGAGCCCGCGGGCGGCUCCCCACCCGAGAUCCGCGUCCUCUCCCCAACGUCCCCGGGGCAGGCUGGAUUGCUCUCACCGACGGACCGCUCAUUCGCAUUCGCGGCGUCUGCGCCGAGCUCUGCAUCGUCGUCGAGCACGUCGCUCGGCUCGUCCGCAACAGUACCGUCGCCGCAACGACGAGCUGCGCCGCCGCCGCCCGUGAAGAAGCGACGAAAGCCGCCAGCGGUGCCGGCGGGGCGCGGGGCGAGCCCGUUGAGUGCGCUGGCCGCGUCGUCGCAGCCGAACUUGGCUGUGCUUUCGGCGGGUGCGCGGAAGGCGUCUGGGUUGUAGGGCCGGUGCGAAGGAAACGCAGGUAGGAGGGAUCGCAAGGCGCUAGCUUUGCACGCAGGCGUUGUGGGUACCAGUCUUAUUGACAUACGAUAUCACAUUCGCCACUUUU
Messenger RNA from Trametes versicolor FP-101664 SS1, 2276 nucleotides. RefSeq lists its product as uncharacterized. Gene Ontology annotation, biological process: endocytosis; actin cortical patch assembly; actin cortical patch localization. The transcript has 7 exons. Gene Ontology annotation, cellular component: actin cortical patch. The coding region runs from base 47 to 2167 and encodes 706 amino acids. The record is from RefSeq and is a predicted model, not a curated record. Gene Ontology annotation, molecular function: Arp2/3 complex binding. NCBI's taxonomy places the organism in Eukaryota, Fungi, Basidiomycota, Agaricomycetes, Polyporales, Polyporaceae.